Messenger RNA from Contarinia nasturtii (swede midge), 1048 nucleotides. RefSeq lists its product as uncharacterized. The coding region runs from base 115 to 960 and encodes 281 amino acids. The record is from RefSeq and is a predicted model, not a curated record. The transcript has 2 exons. NCBI's taxonomy places the organism in Eukaryota, Metazoa, Arthropoda, Insecta, Diptera, Cecidomyiidae.
CAUCUACGUGGAUAAAAUGUUUCAUAUAAAAAGUGAUCACAUCAACCUGUUAUCAAAUAAUUUCAAAUCAAAUUUCAUACGAGAUGUUGUAGUGUAAUUCGAAUAAACUACAAAAUGCGUUCGAUUUCAUUCGUGACAAUAUUCUCGAUUUUUCUAUUCAUUCAGUUGGUCAACAGUGAAAAGCCCCUUACUUUUGCUAAACUUUUGAAUAAAUUUUAUUCCCGAGCAAAAAAUACGAAACCAAAAUUUGAUUUCCUUCUUAAAAUCACCAAAGAUGUCGAUUCAAUUAAGCAAACGCUUGAGCAUCUUCCUGCUAGACCAUUUAUGGACGAAAGCUUGUAUGAGCAACAUUUGACCCAUGUACCGAAGAACAUGAAACUUAAUGGAACCGAAGCACGUCAGUUUUUGCGUGAAAAAAUCGAGGCAAUUAACGAGGGACAAACAACAUCAAUUAAAGCCAUAGAUGAUGUGAUAUGCACAAGAAUGUCAUUCAAAUCGCAUGGUAUACAAGACUCAGCCAUCGAAGAGUCGUAUCAGAAUUGGGUUGAUAAUUCUUUCGAUUCAAACCAUUUGAAACAGAUCAAUGCUGACUAUCCAACUAUGAAAUCAAAAUUUGAUAAUUGGCACAAAAUGUUCAAUGAAGAUAUCACAGAAGCAAACGCAUUAAGGGCUGAAAUCAAAGCUAACAUCAAUAAAUCGGUCACCAUAUUUAGAAACUUAGCAAGAAUACCUGAAAAAGCAGUGAAAAUUACUGAAAAUGAUGUCGAUACCUUGUUAGAUACAAUACUUGCCAGGCAGUAUCGAUUGAUUGAAAGGCUUGAAAGCAUAUCAAAUACUUUAUCCAAGUACAAUGCGGAACGUAUUAAAUGGACUGAAUUUUUAAUCGGGAUGCGUGCAACACUUGAGUCAAAUCCAAAACCAGUUGAUUUAAUUGCAAAAAAGAAAAAAUCAUUUUUUUAAUGCAAGGCCUACAGACAAAAAAUCGUUUCGAAAAAAAAUUGUACACACUAUAUAAUAGAAAUAUAAUGUUUUCAAAUAAAAAUUUUAA